This is a messenger RNA of Oldenlandia corymbosa var. corymbosa, 4141 nucleotides long. The record is from the annotation of a GenBank genome assembly. NCBI's taxonomy places the organism in Eukaryota, Viridiplantae, Streptophyta, Magnoliopsida, Gentianales, Rubiaceae.
AUUUAUUUUAAUGUCAAUGAAAACAGACAAUACAAAUAAUAUAAAAACUGCGGAAAAGCAUAAAAGGCACUACUUUAUCUUUGUUGAAAAAUACUUAUAAUAUAAGGUAAGAAGAUCAAUAAAGAUAGGAUUUUUAUUGUCUGUCUGCUGAAAUUUUUAAUGUUAAUGUUUCGUUCACUCCGUGAUUGAUUGAAUGAUCAUCAUCAUCCCCUAAAAUUCCCUAUACUCAUUCAACCCUCUUCAUAGCAUUCUCAUUCCUGUUUUCCCACACAGAAGCCUCACCCCAUUUCUUUCCAUUUACUCAAAGCUUUCCCUCAAUUCUUUUUAGUGAUUCUUUUUUUCCCGUGUAUAUAUUGAUGUACUAAUUUUUGGAACACGAGGAAAUCAAAUAGGCUGUUUCUGGGAAAUAGAAGAGAACAGAAUUUAAUGAGAAUCAUGACACGGCUUUUUCGAUCCAAGUCUUGUACCCUGCCCAGUAUCAACAGAAGUCCUGAUUCUUCUUGGGAGCCCAAAAAAUCAAACCCAUCUCAGUAUGAUUCCGAACAAGAAGAAGAAGACGAAGAUGAUGAAGACGAAGAAGAAGAUAUAGAAGCAGAAGAAGAUACAAUGGAGGAGGAGGAAGAAGAAGAAGAAGAAGAAGAAGUGGAAUACUUGAGGCUUAGGAAUAGUAAUAAUAAUUCAGGAGGAGAUACUGGAGAAGAAUAUCAUCAUCCUUUGCUGGCAAUUGUUUUAGCUGCACUGAGGAAAUCCCUUCUGGUGACUUGCAGUGUGGAGAGGGAUGAUGUUGAUGAUGAUGAUGAUGGUGGUGACGUGUCCAAAUCCAAAUCCAACCAGCUUGACAUCAGCUGGCCAACUGAUGUUCACCACGUGUCCCAUGUCACCUUCGACCCUUUCAAUGGCUUCCUCGGUUUGCCCCUGGACCUCCAGUAUGAUUUGCCCCCUAAAGUCCCCAGUGCCAGUGCCAGUGUAUUUGGAGUUUCAGCCCAGUCAAUGCAAUGUUCUUAUGAUGACCGAGGAAACUGUGUGCCAACAAUUCUACUCAUGAUGCAGAACCGUCUUUAUUCUGAAGGAGGCCUUCAAGCAGAAGGAAUAUUCCGAAUAAAUGCAGAGAAUAGUCAAGAAGAAGGUGUUCGGAAGCAGUUGAAUAAAGGAGUUGUACCACACGGCAUUGAUGUCCACUGUUUGGCAGGAUUAAUAAAGGCGUGGUUUAGGGAACUUCCUACCGGGAUUCUUGAUUGUCUGACUCCAGAACAAGUGAUGCAUUGCAACACAGAAGAAGAGUGUGUGCGACUCGUGAAUUUGCUUCCAUCCACGGAGGCCGGAUUGCUUGAUUGGGCGAUCAACCUGAUGGCAGACGUCGUGCUUCACGAGCAUUACAACAAGAUGAAUGCAAGGAACAUCGCCAUGGUAUUUGCUCCUAACAUGACUCAGAUGGCGGACCCAUUAACAGCUCUUAUCCACGCUGUACAAGUUAUGAACUUCCUAAAGACGCUUAUAAACAAAACGCUUAGAGAAAGAGAAGAGACACGCUCAUCUGACUUGGGUGUAAUAAUGCAAUGUGAUCAAGCUAUUGAUAAUCAGAUUGUGGACCGUUUAGAAUCUGACUCGGUGGAGAAGUGGAAUUUCAGGGUUAAGGGUGACACCGAUAAGGUAAAUGAAUUCAUACCAGAUAGGAUUGCCAUAUCAUCACCUAUUCUUUGUAAAAGCCAAAGCAAUUUAGAAAGUUGUUAUAGAGAAGGUAAAAAUUUAGGAGAUGAGGAGGAGGAGGCAGAUGAAGAGGGAAUAUUAGACAAGCUUGGUUUGAGAAAACGAGUGCGAAAGCUAUGCAAACAUCCCAUGUUUCAAUUAAAUAGACCAGUUAAGAAAAAAACCGAUACCGGAAUCUUGAAUUCCAAAGGAGCUGGAGAGGCCUGGAUAUAAUAACUUUGUGGAGUACUGUUUUUUGUUACUCACUGAAGUGACAUUAUACUAUGAUGAUAGUUGUAGUAGUAGCAGAAGUACUAUUAGUUUUGAUCGAUAAAUUGUAAAGGGGGCCGUGUGGUGCUAAUGAUAUGGUGUUAUCUUGCUGGAUGUUAGUUAACUGUAUCUGUUUAGGGUAACCUUUCCUAUAUGCCUGACCAUUCCUGCAAUUAAUUAAUCCAAGGUUGGUAGCUGUUAUUUUCCCCCAUGAGUGAUGAUGAAUAAGUAGCCAAAGAAGCCUAAUUUUUGAUAGGAUGAUAUGAGUGUGUAGCUGGGCAGUUUGUACAGGAACUGAGCAACAUUUUGUUUGUGUGGAUGAAAAGUUGAGCAAAUGAUCAAUUGUGCUGUGUUAGGAUUUGCUGAUUGUUUUGGUAUCUCCUGCUUUCUUUUCACUCCAUGUUGGCUCGUGUAAUUGAUGGCGCAUGUGAUCCAUGUAGUCGUUCUCUUUAAUGCAAUAAAACACUAAUUGCUGUUGAGGGAAAGGAUUGAUUUCUGCACGCUUGCAGUUAACAAAACUUGAACUCGUGCUUCUAUGUUCACUGUAGGCUCGAUUGCUGCAGCACUGUGCACUCACUUUGAAAAUGGAAAGAUAUAUGUAAUCUGUUGGUCUAAUUUAGAAUCAGAGUUAAUACUACUAGUUGUAGUACAUUUGUUUUGCAUGAAAAAUAUUUAGGAUAGAAAAAAAGUAGGUAACAUUCCCACUUGCCAGGAGAAGAUGGGUUUAAAAAAUAAUAAAAAAAAAAGAUGAAGCAAGUUUAGUCUUUGAGAAACAUGUCUUUCUGGAGGAAUUGUUGUGGAGGUAAUAGCUGACAGAGAGCUAAAUGCAGCAAGACUGCAACGAAUUAAGGCAAGCUGUAAAGGUUUUUAAGAAUUAAUAACGACAGUGAAAACGGCAGUAUGUACAGAGCAUAUAUAGUGAAAAAGAUGUGAUGCUAUCUAACAACAUCCAUGAUCCACCGUUUCAGUGUUACUAACCAAAACUAGUGUUAGAAUCUGGUCGAGGUUGUGGAGGGAGAGGAGAACAAGGCCAAGCACCCGAAAGCGUGAGAGGGUAGAAGAGAUGAAAUCCCCACCAGCAGCCCUUUUCCAAGAAUGGAUAACCAUACUCAUCAUCAAGGUAACAAUGGAUUCUUUCCAACUUGUCACUAUCAAGGUGAUAGAGACGAAAUAAUUGUUUCGCCAUCUGAAGGUAUAUGGAAUCUGAUCUUCCCUGAACAAAAGAUACAAACAAAGGUGAAAACUCCGUUGGAUGUUAAUUUGCCAUGCCGAUAAUGAUGCUGCAUUGCUGAUCAACGCCCCAUAUAUAUAUAUAUACAGUCUGUAGCAAAAUCUCCGAUGCAUAAUUAGCUGAAGAAGCAUCGUGAUCAAAGCUGGUGGGAUCAUCCUUAAACUUAGUAUCAUCAAAGACCCAGGUGUCGAUGACUGUACUACCCUGAUUCAGAACACAUAAUCACAUAAUCACUUUAAUUGCUGGUGCGGAGACCGAUCACUCUCCGAGAGCGGAGACAUUGAACUGUCAAAGUAAAAGUGUGUUAUCAAAGAUUUGAGUAUCAUCUUCUUUCAAUGGUAAGCUUAUUUCCAGAUUUGCACAGCGUAAUUCCCUCAUCCAGCCGACUAGCCAUGAUAACUUGUUUAAAGGUCUUCACAGCAACAAAUUUUGGGUAUAGAUCACAAGAUAUUGAUGGAGUUUCCCUUAGGCAGUAUUUUCUUUCUUAUUGCUGCUGAUGAUCGAAUUAUCAAUGAAAAAUUAGUUUAUGAAGGUAAAAUCAACUUUGUAUCUUUAAUUAUCUUCAUGAUUUUGGUCAGCGUGGAAAGCGAUAAAUGGUUUUGUUUGCCAUGAACAACUGCUGCUUGUUUACUGUACCAUAAAAUGCCAAUGAGAACUUUGAAUAUCUUUUCUCUGGUAAAUGCUUUGUGUUUCUUUUCAUAUAAUUUUGUUAUUUGGUAUUUCUUCUACAGUAUAGCUGCAAGCCUUGCAACCGUUGAAGCAUCUUGCUCAAAUCUUUCAUUGGCUUUGAUUCAAGAUAUUAUUAUUCAAUCACGUUCACAUUUCAAUCUUCAAAACAAGAAUACUUGGUCACAUUUCAAUCUUGGCUAACGAUGAAGUACAGAAAAAGAUGGAAACGUGGGAUGAUGGAGAGAAAAAGGUGGAGAAGUAAUUAAUCCCAAUAUGUUACACAUU